This is a messenger RNA of Sinocyclocheilus anshuiensis, 1797 nucleotides long. Its product is annotated as ankyrin repeat and death domain-containing protein 1A. The record is from RefSeq and is a predicted model, not a curated record. Gene Ontology annotation, biological process: signal transduction. Lineage: Eukaryota; Metazoa; Chordata; Actinopteri; Cypriniformes; Cyprinidae. The transcript has 15 exons. The coding region runs from base 90 to 1622 and encodes 510 amino acids. Gene Ontology annotation, molecular function: protein binding.
GAUCGGCUGUGCGAGAAUCAGACUGAAACACAGCCGAACAUAACGGCAAAAGACGAAAAUGUAGACCUAUAUCAGAAGAGGCGCACAUUAUGGCGAUGGAAGACGGACUGGUGUCUGAAGACGAUAUAUUGCUUCGCUCAGAGAAGGAGUUCCAUGAUGCUGCGAAGAGGAACGACACGGAGAGAAUGCAGGAGCUCAUCAGAAGAGGGGUGGACAUCAAAGUCAAAAAUAAGAUGGACCGUAAGGCCCUUCACUGGGCAGCAGGAGCCGGCAGUGAGCAGGCAGUGCGUCUACUGCUGGACCACGACAUGGAGGUGGAUGAUAUGGACUGCUUCGGUAUGAACCCUCUGCUCUUAGCGGCAUGGUUUGGUCACCUCUCGAUCCUAAAGGUCCUUGUCUCAACUGGGGCGAAGCUCUCCUGUGAAAACAAAAAUGGCUUGAAUCUCUUGCACUGUGCUGCCCAGAGGGGUCACAUCAGUAUUUUGGAGUAUAUCAUGGAAGAUCUGGAAAAUGUGCAGCUUAAUAAAGUCGACAAGUCAGGUAAGACAGCGUUUCAUUUGGCCGCAGAGCAUGGACACCUGGAGGUGGUGGAGUUUCUCAUUGGUAUGGGCUGUGCUCAUGACCUUAAAGACAAGGAAGAAAACACUGCACUGCAUUUGGCAGCUAAGCAAGGCCACAGUGACGUCCUACAGAAGAUCAUGGAGACCGGGGAGAGCAUUGAUGAAAAAAACAUUGACGGCUUGACGGCUUUACAUCUGGCAGCUGAAGGAGGGCAUUAUGAAUGUAUCAGACUGUUGCUGGAGGCUGGCUGCAAUGUCAAUGAACUUACUCAUAUUAACAGGUCGGCUCUUCAUCUGGUGGCCCAGCAUGGCUCAGGAAGAGAGGUCACACUGCUGGUACAGGCUGGGAUCGACCUGGAUUCAGUAGACGCACAACAUACUUCAGCUCUACACCUGGCAGUACUCAACAGCUCCACAGGAAUAGUGAAGGAUCUUAUCGAUGCGGGAUGCGACCUGGACAUCUUUGACAAUAGGCUUCAAACUGCUUUGCACAUAGCAGCAGAACACGGACGGCAGAACAUCGCUGAAAUUAUCCUGAUAUCUGGAGUCAAUCUAAAUCUGCUCGACAAGCAGGGAAAGACGUCACUGGAUGUUGCAGCACGAGGCAACCAUGUGAAUGUCGUUGACAUGAUUAUCAAAGCUGACAGAUUUUACAAAUGGGAGAAGGAAAAUGUGACGAGUGACUCUGACUCUCUGGUGGGAACGAGUCUUACCUUUAAACAAGCUCAUCGACAGGAGACACAGCAUAUCCGAUCUGUCCUAUGGAAGCUUGCCACCAAAUAUCUCAAACCAGGCGAGUGGAAAACACUGGCUUGGCACUGGAAGUUCUCAGAAGCACAUAUUCGAGCCAUAGAGCACCAAUGGACAGGUACAAAGAGCUACAAGGAGCAUGGGCACAGGAUGCUGCUCAUCUGGCUGCACGGAGUGAUCACUGCUGGAGAAAACCCCAUCAAGGGUUUGUAUGAAGAUCUGAUAGGAAUCUCAAGGAUCGAUCUGGCAGAAAGCAUGCGACAGCUUGCAAAUGCGGAUCCGUCUUCUGCUAAAAAAUGCUCUACAAUGUGAGAUUUAUUGAGAAAGGUCUGGACUGAGCACGUACCAGCCAGGAGAUCGGAUGCUCUUCAAAUACACAGCACUGAUGAAACGCACAUACUCCCUAAAAUACAACCUCAGUGAUGUGACUGAGAAGAUAACUUAGCCAUUCACACUCAGAGCAAAUAUUUACAGCAAACAUGACUUU